Molecule: messenger RNA, 1198 nt
Organism: Corvus hawaiiensis (hawaiian crow)
Lineage: Eukaryota; Metazoa; Chordata; Aves; Passeriformes; Corvidae
Gene: TPGS1
Product: tubulin polyglutamylase complex subunit 1
Exons: 2
Coding region: 6-860 (284 amino acids)
Biological process (GO): protein polyglutamylation
Molecular function (GO): microtubule binding
Source: RefSeq, a predicted model, not a curated record
CCAAGAUGGCGGCGUACGAGAAGCGGCGAGCGGCCGCCGCCCCGGUGCCGGCGGGGGGCAGCGGGCUGGCGGAGCCGGGGCGGGCAGCACCGGGGGACGGCGGGCUGGCGGAGAGCAGUGCUGCGGAGUUUCUGCUGCGAGCCGGCGUCACGGCCAUGGUGCGGGAGGCGCUGCUCAAGGUGCUGGAGGCGCGGCCCGCCGAGCCCGUGUCCUUCCUGGCCGAGUACUUCGAGCGGCUGGUGCCGGCGGAGGCGGCGGCGGAGCCCCCGGGGCCGCCGCAGCGCCUGGCCCGGGCGCUGUGGUACGUGUGCCUGGCUCAUCACUCGCACAGGACGGCCUUCGACAGCAACGCCGGCGCGGCCUACGAGGUGCUGGGGUGCGGCGGGCGGCGGCGGGCGGCGGGCGUGGACGGGCGGCUCUACAGCGAGCUGCUGCGGCGCAUCUGCCAGCGCGGGGCGGCCCCGGCCGAGGCGGCGACCGAGCUGCUGCGCCGCGUCCGCUGCCGCGACCACGAGGCCGUCCCGUUCGACGUGUUCCGCUACGGCGUCCUCACCUGCUGCGUGCUGCUGGAGUUCGCGGCCAAGGCCGACGCGCUGUUCGCCGUGCUGGGCGCUGGGGACUCGGCGGACACGCGGCUGUGCCAGGCUGUGCUGCGGGCGCUGGAGGACGCGCUGGGCGCCGGGCACGGCUCGCGGCCCGGCCGCUACCUGGAGGCCGGCUCCAGGCUGGGCCCGGACAGGCUGGCACUGGCCAUGGACCAGGCACUGCAGGAGAGGAAGCUCGGCUCCUGCAUGAGCAGGGAGGAGUUCCUGAAGAAAGCCACCGCCCUGUUCAUAGCGAAGGUGAAGCCCGUGGAGUGAUGCCGGGUGGGAGCAGUGCUGGCUGCGGCCACUGCCGGCCCUGCGGGGCUCCCAUCCAAGCUGGACGGUGAGCACGGGGCAUUGGCUGGGCGCUGGCUGGAGAGCCCGGGUCUGCCCAACAAGAGAUUCCCAGUUUCCACGCUCCCUGCCCCGUUCUGAUGGUGCCCAGCAGCUCCGUGUCCCUGCGUGCAGCCUUUCCCAGACAUGGCUCCUGUGGCCCAGCUGCAUUGGGACGUCCCUUUUAGGUGGUAUCCAGGACCGGCAUGGAAGCUAUGACCUGCGGAGCUGCUUUGGGCAAUGAAAUGACCCAGAAGGAACAAAGUGUGGGGCUGGGCUGC